Cydia splendana is the source of this 1019-nucleotide messenger RNA. Its product is annotated as histidine-rich glycoprotein-like. The record is from RefSeq and is a predicted model, not a curated record. The transcript has a single exon. The coding region runs from base 139 to 924 and encodes 261 amino acids. NCBI's taxonomy places the organism in Eukaryota, Metazoa, Arthropoda, Insecta, Lepidoptera, Tortricidae.
UCUUAUUUCAAUUAAAUCAAUCUAUCUUGUCAAUAAACUGUUAGAGCAUUUGCUUGACCUUGACAAUAAUGUGAGCGCAAUCACCGGAACCCGGCUGCAAUUUGUUGCCCAACAGCGGCACCGAGAAAACAAGCCACAAUGUCUAUAAAACGUGGACGCGGCAACCCCGUCACAACAGAACGCAACCGAACCGCAGCCAUGCACGCGAUCCCCGUACUGGUGUGUCUGGUGGCCCUCGUGGCCCUCACCACCGGCCGCGACCUGCGCGAGAAGCGCGCCGCCGAUCUCGAACCCGCCGCCUCACACCACCACGAGAAGGGCGGCGGACACGAGCACCACGCGCACCACCACCACGACCACGGCGGGAAGGGACACAAGGGCUACAAGGGCCACCACCAUCACGAGCACGGCAAGAAGGGCCACCACCACCACGAGGGACACAAGGGACACCACGACGAGCACGGCGGACACAAGAAACACCAUCACCACGACGACGGCCACCAUCACGAACACCACCAUGGCGAGAAAGGAGAAAAGGGCCACGGCUUCGAAGAAAAAGGUCACUACCACAAGGGACACUCCACCAAGGGACACCACGGGGUCCACAAAGUAGACGAAUUCAAGAAAGACAAACACUUCCACGACAAACACGGAGAAUCCGGCCACCAUGAGGGUCACGGAGGCCACCACGAGGAGCACGGCCACAAAAAAGGCGGCCACUUCCACAAGGGACACAAGCACGGCGGUCACCACGAACACCACCACGGCAAGAAGGGCCAUCACGAGAAGGGAGGACAUCACCACGACCACAAGGGACACCAUGAUGAGGGUGGCCACCACGAGCACCAUCACCAUCAUCAUGACCAUGGCAAGAAGGGCGGUCACGAGGACCACAAGCACUGGGGGCACAAGAAGGGACACUAAACCAAAGUCAUUAAAUUUAGGCGUAGAUAAUUUGUUAUUUUUUUUUACUACAAUAUUCAUUAUUGUAUACGUCAAUAAAUUAAUAUUGUUGAAAU